Molecule: messenger RNA, 1889 nt
Organism: Microdochium trichocladiopsis
Lineage: Eukaryota; Fungi; Ascomycota; Sordariomycetes; Xylariales; Microdochiaceae
Product: NmrA-like family-domain-containing protein
Exons: 1
Coding region: 410-1831 (473 amino acids)
Source: RefSeq, a predicted model, not a curated record
GUCCUCAACCAAGCAUUAUCGUGCCCGGCCGUCCGUUCCCAGAACAGGCUGCGUAAUCUGCCUGUCGUUACGACAAAGUCCCCGCUGGGCAAGAGUGCUCACACAUUGCCGUGCAGGCCCUCCUCACCGACAUCGCAGGGGCCUUGCUCGGAUCGCCCUACCCCUGUUGCUGCUCCGUCGAACUCAAAGCCCGACAGGCACACACACACACACACACACACACACUCAGCAAACGACACAUCACAUAAUACUGGGAGAAACAAAACACCGCCCUUUGUCCAAGAGUGACAGAGACUUCUGCAGUAGUGGGCAUCACAGCAUUUCAGGUCGAGCCUGUUUCGUUCACGAGACGCAGGGGUUCGUACGCUGAGAGAGAGGAGACCUGCGCUUGGCCACGGCAGGGUCCCUGAUGGAGAUGGCUGCUCCCCAACCUAUCCCGAUCCGGACGGAUCUGGUCUUCCGCCCGGCUCCUGUCGACCACGCCACCUCGAACGGCUCGCCCAGGAAUUCGGCAGUCUACCAGUCGCGGCACAAGCACACGAGAUCCUCGUACUCGGAGUCUUCCCCGCUGACGGCCAUUUCCAGGAAUAACUCGCUGAGCUUCCGGCCUCUGAAGCGGGCAACUCCAACACCGGACAAGACGAUUGCGGUCAUCAAUGCCAGUGGUCGGCAAGCAGCUUCGCUAAUCAGAAUCGCCACGGCUAUUGGCUACAAGGUCCGCGCGCAGCUUCGCAAUCUCGAAGGUGUCAUCGCCACCGAGGUAUCGACAAACCCAAACGUCACCUGCUUCGUGGGAGAGCUCUACCUGAGAAAGACGGCGGGCGACAACAGAGAUGUCACCGUGGGCACGCACAUCCCCGGCAUCGCCGUCAAUCACGACUUGAUCAACCAGCUCUUCUCCGGCGCGCACCUGGCCUUUAUCAACACGACUUUCUACGGCAAUGAGACUGCAAUUGGCGAGGCGAUUGCCGACGCCGCGAAGAAGGCUCAGGUCCAGCACUUCAUCUAUUCCUCCAUGCCCGACCACGCCGCGUACAACCCAGAGUGGCCAUCCCCACCGCUGUGGGCUGCGAAGCACAAGAUUGAGCAGUACAUAAGAAAGAUCGACCUGCCUGCUACUUUUGUCUACACUGGCAUAUACAACAACAAUUUCACAUCGCUCAUCUACCCAAUGUUCUGUAUGGAGCUCCAAAAGGAUGGUUCCUUUGAGUGGCGGGCCCCCUUCCACCCGGAUGCCAAGUUGCCGUGGCUGGACGCGGAGCAUGACGUCGGCCCUGCCAUCAUCCAACUUUUCAAGGACGGCCCGAAGAAGUGGAACGGAAAGCGGAUCGCACUUGCAUACGAAUACCUCACACCCAUUGAGGUCUGCGAGGCCUUUGAGAAGGGCUUGGAUCGACCUGUCCACUACAAGCGCGGCCCUAUCGAAGUCAAAGUCAAGAUCCCGGAGGGCUACGCGGAGCAGCUGAAGGCGCUUGGUCAACUGUUCUCAUGGGAGAACCCUGACGCCAAGAAGCAGCCACCAUACUUUGGCGACAUGGAAAUCGAGCGCACCGUGCCCGAAGGCGCGCUGGGUCUGUGGGAAGGCCCGCGCGGCUUGGAGGAGUACGCUGGGGAGAUAUUCCCGCUGGAGGAGGAAGCCAAUGGCAUGACGUGGAUGUUCGACGACGAGGAACAAGGCGAGCACGAGGCGGGCUACCGCACCGCCGAAGCUGAUCUCGGCACGGCGCCAGCGCCCAUUCCUGAGGCGAGCGACGAGGACGACGACUCGUCCGUCGACGAAGGUCUUGUCAUGAGAGGUCUGAGACGUGACGAGGAGGCCUGGCUGGCGUAAAAGUGGUCAAGAAGUGGAGCAUACACUGUGGCAGAUUGCCAUACUCUUGCCAACACUC